AAGCCCACUAAUAUAAAACUUAUCCAAUUACAUAAAUAUCUCUAUACUAAUUAGUUUUUUUUUGGCUUUAAAUUUAGGCAGCGUAUGUUUUCCCGAGAAAGCGCGAGAAAAUUAGGAAAGAAAAUAAAUGACAAAAAGAGGAUGAGAAUAGAUUUGCAGGGCCAGGCAGGGUGUAGAAAAUUAUAGCAUUUCAAUCUCGUGCUCUUUACUUUUUCUGUCCGAGAAAACAGCUCAUUUCCAAGAUACUAGCUCCUCUAAUUUUAUCCAUUUUUUACAUUAUUUAUUUUCAUCUUUAAAUCUCAAAAAACGCAUGCAUGUGACAAGUGUGUAAUUUCUUAUUGACCAUCGAGAAAAAAUCCGAUCGGAGAUUUUUCUGUUUGGGGUGAAAGUGAAAGAACGAGUUUCUUUCUGAUUUGAGUGACUGAUCUGUGGUGGUGUUGUUGCUGUGAUGGGGAAGGUGGCAGUGGGGGCGGCGGUGGUGUGCGCGGCGGCAGUUUGCGCUGCGGCGGCGCUGGUGGUGCGCCACCGGAUGAGAAGCUCUGGCAAGUGGGCUCGGGCUAUAGCUAUACUGAAGGAGUUCGAUGACAAGUGUUCGACUCCAAUUGGGAAGCUCAGACAGGUGGCCGAUGCCAUGACCGUCGAGAUGCACGCCGGUCUCGCAUCCGAAGGUGGCAGUAAGCUCAAGAUGCUUAUCAGCUAUGUCGAUAACCUCCCCACUGGAGAUGAGAAAGGACUCUUUUAUGCUUUGGACCUUGGUGGCACUAAUUUUCGCGUGCUGCGCGUACAGCUAGGUGGUAAAGAUCACCAUGUAGUUAGACAAGAAUUUGAUGAAGUUUCAAUUCCACCUCAUGUGAUGACUGGGUCUUCGGAGGGAUUAUUUGACUUUAUAGCCAAAGCACUUGAAAAAUUUGUAUCUGAAGAAGGAGAGGGAUUUCACCCUGCACCAGGUAGGCAAAGGGAGCUGGGUUUUACCUUUUCCUUUCCUGUGAGGCAAUUAUCGAUUUCAUCUGGGACUCUUAUCAAGUGGACUAAAGGCUUCAACAUUGAAGACACGGUUGGACAAGAUGUGGUGGGUGAGUUGACCAAAGCACUUGAAAGAAUUGGGCUUGAUAUGCGGGUUGCGGCCUUGGUCAAUGAUACAAUCGGUACAUUGGCUGGAGGAAGAUACACCAACCCGGAUGUCAUUGCUGCUGUGAUUUUGGGAACUGGAACAAACGCUGCUUAUGUAGAGCGGGCUCAGGCAAUUCCCAAGUGGCAGGGUCUUUUACCUAAGUCAGGAGAGAUGGUUAUUAACAUGGAGUGGGGUAACUUCCGGUCAUCUCACCUUCCUUUAACAGAAUAUGAUCAAGCACUGGAUGCUGAGAGUUUGAACCCUGGGGAACAGAUUUUUGAGAAGAUGAUUUCUGGAAUGUACUUAGGGGACAUUGUUCGUAUAGUCCUGUAUAAAAUGGCUGAAGAAGCUGAGUUUUUUGGUGAUACUGUUCCGCCAAAACUAAAAAUUCCUUUUAUACUACGGACACCUGACAUGUCUGCGAUGCAUCACGACACAUCUCCAGAUCUGAAGAAGGUUGCAAGCAAGCUAAAGGAUGUCCUAGAGAUAUCUAACACCUCCCUCAAAAUGAGAAAAACUAUUGUGGAGCUUUGCGAUAUUGUCGCCACUCGAGGAGCUCGUCUAUCUGCUGCAGGGAUCUUAGGAAUCCUCAAGAAAUUGGGAAGAGACACAGCAAAGGUGGGGGAUAAACAAAAGUCAGUCGUAGCAUUGGAUGGUGGGUUGUACGAGCACUACACUAAAUUCAGGUCCUCUAUGGAAAAAACCCUCACUGAGUUGUUGGGUGAGGAAGUUGCUGCAAACAUUUUGGUCGAGCACUCUAACGACGGCUCUGGAAUCGGAGCUGCUCUUUUGGCUGCGUCUCACUCCCAUUACUUGGAGGUAGAAGAGCCUUAAAGAGAAUGGCAUCCGAAGGAAGAAAUGCAUUUCAGUUUUGUAUACUUACUUUCCCCCCCAAUUUUACAACUUCCUCCUCAGUCAUUUAGAUCUCUUCUCACCGUCAACUUUGAGAGAGAUCUUGACUGACAAGAAGCCUUUAAGCCUUUUAUUUUUUUGUUAAUUUAUGGUCUUAUGGAGGAUACAAUCCACAAUGGACCAAAAUAUGCAGCUAGAGUGAGCAGAGCCGACUUUAAGGUUUUCCUGCUCCAACCUCUAUCAUGUAUGUUUGGUACUACCAGUGUAUAAGUUCAUUCUCUAAAAAUAUGCAAUAAAGUGGGGAUGUAAACUGGUUUUUGAGCA
This is a messenger RNA of Humulus lupulus (European hop), 2287 nucleotides long. Its product is annotated as hexokinase-1-like. Bases 449 to 1945 code for a protein of 498 amino acids. Gene Ontology annotation, biological process: glycolytic process; glucose 6-phosphate metabolic process; intracellular glucose homeostasis. The transcript has 9 exons. Gene Ontology annotation, molecular function: mannokinase activity; glucokinase activity; ATP binding. Gene Ontology annotation, cellular component: cytosol; mitochondrion. NCBI's taxonomy places the organism in Eukaryota, Viridiplantae, Streptophyta, Magnoliopsida, Rosales, Cannabaceae. The record is from RefSeq and is a predicted model, not a curated record.